AUGAACAUCUUGCGUACGGGGAGGACCAUCCCCCGCGUUCUGCGAUCAGGUCAACCCCAGAGUCUUCUCCGCAUUCUGAACCCCAUCGUGUCUGUGUCGAGCCGCAGAUUUCACGCAGGCCCCGCGUUAUGGGGGGUCAAGUCACAAAUUUUGAAAGAUGUUGGUGAAGGUAUCACCGAGGUACAAAUAAUCCAAUGGUAUGUGGAAGAGGGUGCACACAUUGAAGAAUGGAAGCCUCUAUGCCAAUACCAAUCCGACAAGGCAGUUGAUGAUAUUACAUCACGUUAUGAGGGUGUUAUUAAGAAGCUCCACUUCGAGACUGAUGAUACUGUCCCAACUGGACGGGCACUAUGUGAUAUCGAAGUAGACGAUGCAAAAUACCCAGAUGAUAACCCGUCGCAUGAGCCUCAAGCGACUCCGGAGACAACAGAACGACCUCCCGAAUCUACCACCGUCGCAGCAGUCCAAGCUGCCGAAUCGGCCAUACCGGAUACAACCCUUCCUACUGAGAAUAUCCCUGAAGCGCAGAAAUCCAAGCAUGCGUCACUCGCAACCCCCGCCGUGCGCGGUUUACUCAAAACACACCACGUCGACAUUCUAGACAUUACUGGAACAGGUAAAGAGGGGCGGGUUAUGAAAGAAGAUGUUCUCAAGUACAUUGAAAUCAGAAACUCUUCUACGACAUCCUCCUCAAUUACGGUCCCAGUAUCUUCCAUACCUGAUACGAAACAGGCUGAAACCGAAACCAAACUCACACCAAUCCAAUCAGCCAUGUUUAAGACAAUGACCAAGUCCCUCAAUACCCCACACCUUCUCUUUGCCGACGAACUCACAGUUGGCGGUAUCAUGUCCAUUCGCAAAAAGCUUGCCAGCGAUGCGCGUGAUCCCAAAAAGCUCACACUCCUGCCUUUUGUUGUAAAGGCUGUCUCGCUAGCGCUGAAUGAAUUCCCUAUCCUGAACGCCAGAGUCGAUACCACUGUUCCGGAAAAGCCAAAGCUUAUCAUGCGCAGCAAGCAAAACAUCGGCAUCGCCAUGGAUACACCAACAGGUCUCAUCGUUCCCAAUAUCAAGGAUGUCGCGAGUCGCUCUAUUUUCGACAUUGCUGCCGAGAUCUCCAGGCUCAGCACCCUUGGAAAGAGUGGAAAGCUGACACCUGCUGAUCUGAGUGGCGGGACCAUCACGGUCUCCAAUAUUGGAAACAUUGGUGGCACAUAUGUUGCUCCACUUAUUGUGCCAACAGAGGUUGCUAUUCUGGGAAUCGGAAGAACAAGAACGGUACCUAUCUUUGAUGAAGUCGGACAAGUGGUAAAGGGUGAGCAGGUGAACUUCAGUUGGAGUGCUGACCAUCGCGUCAUUGAUGGGGCAACCAUGGCGCGGAUGGGCAAUCGGGUGAGAGAAUUGAUUGAAUCGCCCGAGUUGAUGCUGCUUAACCUAAGGUGA
Molecule: messenger RNA, 1440 nt
Organism: Penicillium angulare
Lineage: Eukaryota; Fungi; Ascomycota; Eurotiomycetes; Eurotiales; Aspergillaceae
Product: Lipoamide acyltransferase
Exons: 4
Coding region: 1-1440 (479 amino acids)
Cellular component (GO): cytoplasm; mitochondrion
Molecular function (GO): lipoic acid binding; acetyltransferase activity
Source: RefSeq, a predicted model, not a curated record